AUGGUGCGCGGCGGCAGCUCGGCAGCCGCGAGGGCGGGCGCAAUGGACGUCGACGGCGCCGGGGAGCCGGAGGAGAGCCAGCUGGGCCUGCUGCUGGCGGCGUGCGGGCAGGGCGACGCCGAGGCGGUGCGCUGCCUGCUCCAGGGGCCGGGCGGCGCGGCCAGCACGGUGGUGAACCGGCCGGGCCCUGGUGGCGAGACGCCGCUGCUCGCUGCUUGCCGGGCUGGCAACCAGGAGGCGGUCUCCGCGCUGCUCGCCGCGGGGGCCGACCCGGGCGCGGCCGACGACGAGGGGCUCGGCUGCGCCCUGCUGGCCGCGACGUCUGGCAGCGUGGAGCUGCUGCGCUGGCUGCUGGAGCAGGACCUCCGGGUAGGAGGCCACAUGCGAUUUCUAAGGUGGGAGGUGGGGUAG
Messenger RNA from Prorocentrum cordatum, 411 nucleotides. Lineage: Eukaryota; Dinophyceae; Prorocentrales; Prorocentraceae. The record is from the annotation of a GenBank genome assembly.